GCAGAACAGUCUGCCCGGAAGUAGUAGUAGAAGAAGAAAACCCGGAAAAAAAAUAGGCGGGCGAGCGGGUACUUUGAUUGUCUUGAUACUUUAAACCUUUUCCUUCUCAUAUUGCGUCACCUGGUGGUCGUGCUGCGCACUGAUGGAGCCCACUGAGAGCAGGUACGCUCACCUGAUGAAGCCCAUCAGGGAGCUCACCGACAACUGGGACGUCGACGUGGCGUCAGAGUUAAACGACUACUUGGAGGAGUUGGACGAGAUGUGCAUCACGUUUGACGGGAAGACCCGCCUGAACUUUGCGGAGGCGGCGCUGCUCAUCCAAGGUUCAGCCUCCAUCUACAGCAAGAAGGUGGAGCUGCUGUACAGUCUGGUUUACCAAACUUUGGAGUACAUCAGCGACAGGAGCAAGAAACGACGCAAGCAAGCUGAAGCGUGCGGGGAAGCCGACUCCGGGGCCGAAGCCUUUGAAGACGAGUUCUCGCCUCUGGACAUCGACAUGACGAACAACGUGGACAAGGACGACUGCGGCGCGCUGGUGAAAGUGACACCUCUUCCUCCGGAGUCCCUGAUUGCUCUUGAUGGUUCCCACAAGCACAAGCUGCCCCUCAUCAGCGUGAAAGGUGACGUCCUGUGCAGCCAGAAGGACUUCUGGAUAAAUCGGUUCUUCCCUGGACUGCAGGACAUGAUCCUCCUCGCCCAGUGCCCUAUAUCUAGCAGUUCUCUCUCAGACCAGGACCUGCAGCCUCCUGCGUCAGGUGGCGCAGAUAUGACGGACGCAGCCGAGGAGAGCUUCCUUCCCGUGAAUGAUGUGAUGGAGCAGGACGCAGAGGAGCAUGUGGAGAGGCAGCAGGCGCCGAGCGAAGGCCGCGUGCUUCGACAACGGCAGCAGGUCGUCGAUGAGGAGGCGGAACUUCCUGCUGUCACCGCGUGGACGCUUCAUGACCCAUACGCCGAGCUCGACAAAGUGGGCGAGAAAGCCUUCAAGCUUGGAAAGUGCUACGCCGUUCCCGACGGUCUGGAGGACGGCGGGAAGAGGAAACGAAAGCGUGCGGCUCCCCUGCAGGACUUCUGCGCUUGGUUCAAACAAAGCUACGAUCCUGCCGAUCCCAAGUUGAAGAAGGGGCCGACGUUCACCGACCUAAACUACGUUUAUUUCAGCAGCCUUAAAACAAAGCUUACCUCUCACAGGAGACUCAACAGGAAACAAGGCGUGUUCGUGUCUGACGAAGAGCUGACAAGAAAUCUCCUGCAGCGGGAGGAGGCGGAGCCCGUGGAGGGCAUUGUUGGUGCAGAAGACUCUUGUGAAUAUGAUCAUCUCCCCGCCGACUUUGAGGCAGAUGAAGAUGGCGUGCCAGGAGCACACACAGACCAGCUGACCUACGAAGACCUCGUCAAGUUGCGCGUGGACCAGCUGGUGCUCUACUGUCAAGGAGGCUACACUCAGGAGACGGCGUUGUCUCGACGGAUCGAAGACUGGGAGGAGAAGAUCCAACCGGAGCUGGCUCGGCAGGAGCAGCGCCCACCAUUUGACAUCCAUGAAUACGGCGACAGAAUCGUGGCGGCGCUGCACCCUGUGGGCGUGCGCCGCGCCUUCUCGUCCGUGGUGUCCGGUCUGGACAACGUGGAAGUCUGCAAGUUCCUGCUGGCAUCUCUACAGCUGGCCAACGACUACACGGUGGGCAUCGACAGCGUGGAAGGCGUAGAGGAGAGCUUGGACUCGAUGGCGAUGACGCUGAUCAGCACGCAACGAGCUAACGACAGGUUCAAAACUCAUCCUUCCACCAUGACGAACACUGCCGAUGAUCACAUGACGCAUUAAAAGACCACCAUAGAGCCACUUCAAUGACUGUAUAUACAAAUGGCUUCAUUUAUUCACUCGGUUUCAUAUCAGACAGAAAUACAUUAAAUGUUUUGCUCAUA
Molecule: messenger RNA, 1920 nt
Organism: Nerophis lumbriciformis (worm pipefish)
Lineage: Eukaryota; Metazoa; Chordata; Actinopteri; Syngnathiformes; Syngnathidae
Gene: ncaph2
Product: non-SMC condensin II complex, subunit H2
Biological process (GO): mitotic sister chromatid separation; meiotic chromosome condensation
Cellular component (GO): nucleus; condensin complex
Molecular function (GO): chromatin binding
Source: RefSeq, a predicted model, not a curated record